AUGCCGUCAGUGUACGGAGCUCGACUGACCACAUUUGAAGAUUCUGAGAAGGAGAGCGAGUAUGGAUACGUGCGCAAGGUGUCAGGGCCAGUCGUGGUUGCUGAUGGCAUGGCUGGUGCAGCUAUGUAUGAACUGGUCCGUGUUGGCCAUGACAAUCUAAUUGGUGAAAUUAUUCGUUUGGAAGGAGAUUCUGCUACAAUCCAAGUGUAUGAGGAGACAGCUGGUUUGACGGUGAACGACCCUGUUCUUCGGACGCACAAGCCCCUAUCCGUUGAGCUGGGACCAGGAAUAUUGGGGAAUAUUUUUGAUGGAAUUCAGAGGCCUUUGAAAACCAUUGCAAGAAUAUCCGGUGAUGUCUAUAUUCCUCGUGGAGUCUCUGUUCCUGCCCUUGACAAAGACACACUCUGGGAAUUUCAGCCUAAAAAAAUAGGUGAGGGAGAUCUUGUGACUGGUGGAGACUUGUAUGCUACUGUAUUCGAGAACACUCUAAUGCAGCAUCAUGUUACACUUCCUCCUGAUGCUAUGGGGAAAAUCACUUAUAUUGCACCUCCUGGUCAAUAUUCAUUGAAGGACACUGUGCUAGAGCUUGAGUUCCAGGGUGUCAAAAAGCAAUUUACCAUGCUUCAGAAUUGGCCAGUACGUACGCCAAGACCAGUUGCGACAAAGCUUGCUGCUGAUACCCCUCUACUUACUGGGCAGCGUGUCCUUGAUGCCCUUUUCCCCUCAGUCCUUGGUGGAACUUGUGCUAUACCUGGUGCAUUUGGUUGUGGAAAGACUGUCAUUAGUCAAGCUCUUUCCAAGUACUCUAACUCUGAUACCGUUGUGUAUGUGGGCUGUGGAGAAAGAGGAAAUGAAAUGGCAGAGGUGCUCAUGGAUUUUCCACAAUUGACCAUGACUUUGCCUGAUGGCCGGGAAGAAUCUGUCAUGAAGCGUACAACCCUUGUAGCCAACACCUCUAACAUGCCUGUUGCUGCUCGUGAGGCUUCAAUUUACACAGGAAUCACUAUAGCUGAAUACUUCAGAGAUAUGGGCUAUAACGUGAGCAUGAUGGCAGAUUCAACAUCUCGUUGGGCAGAGGCAUUGCGUGAAAUUUCUGGACGGCUGGCAGAAAUGCCUGCUGAUAGUGGUUAUCCUGCUUAUCUGGCAGCACGUUUGGCCUCCUUUUAUGAACGUGCUGGUAAAGUAAAAUGCCUUGGUUCACCAGAGCGUACAGGCAGUGUCACGAUUGUUGGUGCAGUUUCCCCACCUGGAGGAGAUUUCUCAGAUCCUGUUACAUCUGCUACCCUCAGCAUUGUCCAGGUCUUCUGGGGUUUGGACAAGAAACUUGCACAAAGGAAACAUUUCCCUUCUGUAAACUGGCUUAUUUCCUACUCUAAGUACGCAGGGGCAUUGGAGUCAUUCUACGAGCGAUUUGAUCCAGAUUUUAUCAACAUCAGGACAAAGGCACGUGAAGUGCUCCAAAGAGAAGAUGACUUGAAUGAGAUUGUCCAACUUGUUGGAAAGGAUGCUUUAGCUGAAGGAGAUAAGAUCACCCUGGAGACUGCAAAACUUCUGAGGGAGGACUAUCUUGCUCAGAAUGCAUUUACUCCAUAUGACAAGUUCUGUCCUUUCUACAAGUCUGUUUGGAUGAUGCGCAACAUAAUUCAUUACUUCAAUUUGGCCAAUCAGGCUGUUGAGAGAGGUGCUGGCAUGGAUGGUCAGAAAAUAACAUACACCCUUAUCAAGCAUCGGUUGGGAGAUCUCUUCUAUCGUUUAGUAUCCCAAAAAUUCGAGGAUCCAGCAGAAGGGGAAGCAGCUCUCGUUGAAAAAUUCAAAAAGUUGCAUGAGGAUUUGACUGCCGGUUUCCGUGCCUUGGAGGACGAGACUCGAUGA
This is a messenger RNA of Dovyalis caffra, 1872 nucleotides long. NCBI's taxonomy places the organism in Eukaryota, Viridiplantae, Streptophyta, Magnoliopsida, Malpighiales, Salicaceae. The record is from the annotation of a GenBank genome assembly.